This is a messenger RNA of Labeo rohita (rohu), 1140 nucleotides long. Its product is annotated as transmembrane protein 233. The record is from RefSeq and is a predicted model, not a curated record. Gene Ontology annotation, cellular component: membrane. NCBI's taxonomy places the organism in Eukaryota, Metazoa, Chordata, Actinopteri, Cypriniformes, Cyprinidae. The transcript is spliced from 3 exons. The coding region runs from base 328 to 666 and encodes 112 amino acids.
UACUUGGCUUGGCUCUCCUCUUACAUCUUACAUUGCUUCAACGUCCUGCACAUAUUCUCUCUCCCUCUCGCUCUCUGAAGUGGGAUAGUGUUCAGCCCGGGUGGUAAUUAGGUCAUAAGCCAUCUCUGACUCACUCAACGUCUCAUCCAUCGCCUUUCACACUUACCUAAUCAUCUGACAUCCCCAUGAGUGUCUUCAUGAGCUCUUGCCUUCUUGUUUUUCCUCCGGUCUUCCAUUCAGUUUCCUGAUCUUCUCCGCACGGCUCUUGUGAAUGUUCUCUAGAUCUCCUGCUCCUUCUUAACUCACUAGGCUUCAUACUGCUGCAUCAUGAGUCCUGGUCUUCAACGAUCAGAUGGAAAGACAAACCGUUCUAUCGAUGGGAGUUCGGAACAUAGUUUUGGACGGUUUGCUGAGGCGCAAGAGGCACCACCGCUGAAAAAUUACAUUUUUUUGACUAUUUUCACUUGCUUUUGUCCGGCAUGGCCUAUUAACAUUGUGGCGUUGGUUUUUUCUUUAAUGUCUCAAAGCAGUUAUGAUGCAGAAGACUAUGAAGGAGCGCAGAGGCUGGGGAGGAAGGCUCUUCAUAUGGGAAUCGCUUCCUUAGUCAUUGGCCUUGUGAUCAUAACGGUCUUCAGCGUUGUACACUUCACCACGAAUGCAAUCUGAUCGUGAAGAAAGCAGUACGACAGGAAGACUACAAUGUAAAUUGGUGGUGAUCAGUUCCAGUGAAUGCCGGAGGACACUGUGAGCUACACCCAGAAUGUGGUUUCACUGUGGUGGCACCAUGAGCUUGAACCAUCCCAGGUUUAUAAGUACUCAAUAUUUUCAAACGGAAUGUAUAAGUGGGUCUGAUUUGCUCAAAGCAUGGCCAAGAACCAAAACUACAGAAAAUCUUACAUUUAAUAUAAUAUUCAUACCAUCUCAGAAUGAUGUUGUCUAUUUCCGCAGGCAGUACAACUGCAUUUGUACGUCUGUAUUUGCUGAGUAUGAUGACAAAUCAAAUAUUGUAAAUGUGUAGUUUAGAGAUGUACAUUGUAUUUGUCCUAAAACAUACUAAAAGGAUGCUUGCAACCAAAUAGCUGAUGCUUUUACAGAAAAAAAGUGUUAUGUUUUAUGGGAGAAUGUAAAAUUACAUGAAGU